AUAUGAUUUAGUGGAUGGAAACAAUCUAUUCCACUUUAUCAAUAGUGUCAGAAUAUAUGGUAUAUAUUUAUAGGGAAAAUUAAGAUCCCAAGUAGCCAAAGAGUUUUCUAUAAAAGGGGAAGGUUGCCUAGUGUUAGUGUCAACAAUAUUUUUGUGUUGUCGAGUGCAUCGGUUAACCUUUUAGAGAGAGUAGCCGCGCGGAGUUUUCUCCGCUGUGAACGGAAAAACUAAAAAAAAAACAGAAAAAAAAAAAAUCGAAACUCGGGGAAAGAAGAAGAAAAUUAUGUCCCAAACGAGCCCCUCAAACAUGAAGUCAUACUGCAAGGUGAAGAGUAUUAUGGCGGGAUACGCCGUGGCAAUGGAGAACCAAAAGCCUUAUAUUGCAUUGGUCUUCAUACAGUUUGUGUAUGCAGGCAUGGCCUUGUUCUCCAAGGCUGCAAUUUCCAAAGGAAUGAACCCUUUUGUCUUUGUGGUUUAUCGCCAAGCUUUCGCCGCUAUCGCCUUGGCUCCUUUCGCUUUCUUCUUUGAAAGUGGGAAAGCUGCUCCUUUGUCAACCACUUUGCUCUGCAAAAUUUUCCUUGUCUCCCUGAUUGGGAUCACUCUGAGCUUGAACCUCUACUAUGUUGCCCUCAAUUACACUUCCGCAACUUUUGCGGCCGCCACCACCAACGCAAUUCCGGCGAUUACUUUUGUCAUGGCCGUUCUCCUAAGAAUGGAAAGCAUUUCCAUAAGAUCUGUGCAUGGGAUGGCCAAGGUGUUGGGCUCUGCAGUGAGUGUUUCAGGGGCAUUGGUGUUUGCUUUUGUGAAAGGGCCCCCAUUGAAGUUCAUGAUGAAUUGGUAUCAAUCAAGUCAUGAUCAUCAAAAUCAUCACCAUGUCCAUUCAGACUCUCUCUCAAAAAGUUACCACAAAGGGGAUUGGAUCAAAGGUUCCCUUAUGAUGCUCUCAGCCAACACCGCUUGGUCUUUGUGGCUUAUUUUGCAGGGUGUUGUUGUGAAGCAAUAUCCAGCGAAGUUGAGGCUCACCACACUUCAAUGCUUCUUCAGCUGCAUACAAUCUGCAUUUUGUGCUAUUGCAAUGGAAAGAAACCCAUCAUCAUGGAAACUUGGAUGGGACCUCAAUCUUCUUUCCGUGGCCUAUUGUGGCAUAAUUGUAACUGGAAUUUCUUACUGGCUGCAAGUUUGGACUAUAGAGAAGAAAGGCCCUGUUUUCACAGCAUUGUUUACUCCAUUAGCACUCAUUGUAACAGCAAUCUUCUCUGCAUUCCUGUGGAAAGAAGCCCUUUAUCUGGGAAGUGUUGGUGGGGCAAUUUUGCUGGUGGCGGGGCUGUAUAGCGUUUUAUGGGGAAAAAACAAAGAGGAUAGAUCAGCAAGGGUAACAAACGAACGAAUAAUAGUACAACAAAGGAAAGAGGAAAUCAACUUAGAGUGCAUUACACAUCAGUGACCUUGAUGGGAUGACAAUGGUACCAUGAUUUUGGAUUUAACAAAAAAGCACUCCCCCAAUGAAGGGUUUUUUUUU
Molecule: messenger RNA, 1519 nt
Organism: Morus notabilis
Lineage: Eukaryota; Viridiplantae; Streptophyta; Magnoliopsida; Rosales; Moraceae
Product: WAT1-related protein At1g43650
Exons: 7
Coding region: 284-1444 (386 amino acids)
Cellular component (GO): plasma membrane
Molecular function (GO): transmembrane transporter activity
Source: RefSeq, a predicted model, not a curated record